Messenger RNA from Saxophila tyrrhenica, 4038 nucleotides. It is a transcript of the gene RAV1, whose product is annotated as regulator of (H+)-ATPase in vacuolar membrane. Gene Ontology annotation, molecular function: protein binding. The coding region runs from base 1 to 4038 and encodes 1345 amino acids. The transcript is spliced from 2 exons. Lineage: Eukaryota; Fungi; Ascomycota; Dothideomycetes; Mycosphaerellales; Extremaceae. Gene Ontology annotation, cellular component: RAVE complex. Gene Ontology annotation, biological process: vacuolar acidification. The record is from RefSeq and is a predicted model, not a curated record.
AUGCCUUCCACCUCUCCUGGCGACAACACUCCCUCGACCUUCACAGACAUCCUGCCCGGCGCGCCAACGACAUCUCUACAAACACUUGCGACCUUCGUCUUCCGACACAAACGAUACAUCGCGUACACAUCAGGCCGACAACUCAGUAUUCUAUCCUCUCCAACAACCCUCGUACAGGCCCUUAUCUUCCCGGAUGAUCUUAUUGCCAUUGCCUCUGAAUCAACUACAGGCAAGGUUGCCGUAGCGAGCAAGAAUGAUGUCUGGGUCCUUGAACCGCAUACGGAGGGAUGGACGAAGGUGUGGUGGGAGAAGACGUUGUUCCUAGUGCGGGAGGAUGCAACAGACAAGGCGCAAUGUCUAAGUUGGGGCAACGAGGGAGAGCUAUUGGUGGGCGGUAGUGGCCUGCUGUCUCUGUUCUCGACGCUGCCGUCUUCGAGGACAAAUUCUCCUGCACUAGAGGCAGGAGGCAGAGAGAACCUGGAAGGCAGGCGGCCAUUGUGGUGCAAGGAGAUCAGCUCGGCUGUGCAGUAUGCCGCGUUCAGUCCCAGCGCAGAGCUCAUUGCGACGUCUGGUGUGUAUGAUCGAUUGGUGAAGAUAUGGCGCCGGCUGUCGUUCGAGGAGGGACUGUUUGACUACACUUACCUCCCUCAUCCUGGCACCGUGGCACAUCUCCAAUGGCGUCCACUGGACACGCACGACGACUCGAGACGAGAGAGCGGCAUCACCGGCCGCCACGAAGAUGACCCGGAGAUCCUCUAUACCAUUGCCGCGGACGGCCUGCUUCGGGUCUGGCGCACUGGAGGCCUUCACGACCUCGACAUUCUCGUAGUCCACACGACUGUUGACCUUGGCUCCGCAAUCCCGGAUUCUCCAUCUCUGACCAUCAAAGGCAAAGACCGGCAGCAGUACAAGCCUGCUCGAUACACCUUCACUAUCCCCGCCGAGCAAUUCUGUGACGCUGUUACCGCCGCGAUCGGCUUGCGGAAAGAGAAGCUUACGCAUUCGCUGGAACAUCUAAAGGAGACUGCAUCGCAAGAGCCAGAUCUCAUCAUCACCUUGGAUGGACAUGGCAGGAUGUCCGCCUGGGGUCUCCAAAGCAUUGGCCAUAAGCGACGGCCUGAGACGCCUACGGGAUAUUCCAAGUCUGCGUACCACAUUGCACAUACCGAAGGUCUACCCUUGAAAAUCAAGGACGGUGUGAACGCGCGAUUCGAGGCGUGGUUCGAGGAUGCGGUCAUCCAUGUUCUGGUACACCAUUUCGAUGGCAGUGUGCAGUGGUGGACGGGUGGCGUCGAAAACUUCUUUUCUCCUUCCGCGUCUGGGAACGAUAGAGUGAAAGAGGUAGGGUAUUGGAGUGGCCAUGCACAAGGUUCAAUUUCAGGCUUGAAAGGCUCUUUGGGCGGCAAUGAUAUGAUUUCAUCAGACGGCUCUGGGAAUAUCGCAAGCUGGACCCCUGACCUUGCAUCUGGACGCAUGCAUGCAUCGUCACAUCUUACUUUGGAAAGUCAGGUUCUCGACACUGCCAUACUUCCUGUGGCGCACAAUCGGGACGCGUUUAUUGCGGCGCUUGUGCGAUCAAUUUCUGACCAGUCUAAACUGGAUCUUGUGCUCUGCAGUCGAGCUGGGAAAGAACUGGGCAGAGAAGGACGUACGUUGGAAUCCGGAGAUGAUGAAGUCAAAUGGUCGCUCCACUGCAGUGGUAACGAGGAAGAGACUCUGAUUGUUGCUCUGAGCAGCAAUGGCAAUGGCUUCGUCUACUGUCUCGAAACACCAAAUCACGCUGAGUUCGGCUUGAGACCGUUUACACUCUCAGCGCCGGAGAGUGCCAAAGCCAUUGUAUAUGCAGCAGCUGUGCUCGACUCCAAGGACUUGGACAGGGUUGGCUUCGUGUGCGUCGACCAGAGUGGCGCGCUACUACUCUAUCACCUCAACAUGCAAGGCUCAGAUCCGCUGGAACCAGCUUUUGUCACGAGCUUCGAGACCGGCAAUGAGCUGGCUGUUGUCAAUCUCCGUGAUGGCUAUGUGGAGCAUCAUGCCGCAACAAAAGGACAAAUUCGUCAGAUCGUUCCAUCGUCGACGCAUCACUUGGUUGCUGUUGGUUAUGACACUGAAGUCCACGUCCUGGCGCAGGGGCGAUAUGAGCACCACGAGGACAUGCCCGCUUGGACAAUGUUGAAGCGCGUCUCCAUCGCCGGCAUUGGGCUCAAGAUUAGUGACCUGGCAUGGCUGAGCGACUGCAGUCUGGCGAUAGCAGCAGGGAACGGUAUCUGUAUCUCUAGUAGCGAGGUGCCGGUCAAGGAUCUGCAAGCUGAUAUACAGGAGGCCAUUGAUGCUAGACUGCAGUCGCAGGACAGCUACCACUUCUCAAACUUGUCUCAACAACUCAAGAAGCGGCUGCCUGUCUGGCAUCCGAGCUUGUUGGCGCAAACGGUUCGCGAUGGGCAUUGGACGCUCGCGUCGACACUGGUACACAAUUUGUGUCGCAAGCUCAAAUUCUGGAGCGAGGGCGACGACCUACACUCACUUCUCGAUGUUGAGGCAGAGCAUGUCUAUCAAAGCGAGCAAGCGCCAACGGCUGCGACAUUGGACGAUGAUCUUGUGGCGGACCUGAUGCAGCAGCUGGAAGAGAAAGACCUGCCAGAGGUGUCUCAGAAGGAGCAGCAGCAGCUCAAAAGAGUCAUCCAGGCAAUGGCCUACUGCUCACAGCACGUCAGUGGUCUUGACGGUGGUGCCCUGCGCUUCCUGUUCGCCUGGAAGCUUGAGCUGUUGCACAUGAGCGCGAAAAAGGAGAUGACUGCCGGCCAGCCCAACGGCGUCCACCCGCCCACCCCUGCACCGGUCCCUACUAUGCACUGGCGUGAGAUUACCUUCGCCCACCACAGCACAACUCAACAACCCCUCCUCGACGUCCUAAUCGCACACUACGACAACAAACUCACCUGGCCCAUGGCCCGUAGCCUUGGCCUCUUCGCCUGGCUCGUCGACCGCCAAGCUCUUGAACAAACAUUCGAAGCACUCGCGCAAUCGGCUUACCGCUCUGCUUCUCCCGCGGAUCCAAUCAACGCCAGUCUUUACUUCCUAGCCAUGCACAAGAAGCCGGCUUUGCUGGCACUGUGGAGGAUCGCGACUUGGCAUAAAGAGCAGAGAGCGACGAUGAACUUUUUGCGGCGGGACUUCGGAAACGGCAAUGCGGCGAAUCGGACUGCGGCGAAGAAGAAUGCGUAUGCGCUGAUGGGCAAGAAGCGGUUCGACUACGCUGCUGCUUUCUUCUUGCUGGCCGAGGAUCCGGCGAGUGCAACGAGCGUGCUGGCGAGUCAGUGUGAGGAUGUCAUGCUUGCGAUCGCUGUUGCGAGACUGCAUAGUGGUGAUGGUUCAGGCAUUUUGCGGAAGCUGGUUGAAGAUCGCCUUAUGUCGGAGGCCGCGAAGACUGGCGACAGAUGGUUGACGAGCUGGUGUCAUUCUAUCCUGCUCGAGCAUGACUAUGCCGCGGAGGCGCUUGUGCAGCCACUUGAGGGUUUGGUGAGGACGUGGGAGCAGGACGAUCCGGCUACGCUUGCGCUGUAUCGUGGCAUUAGAAAGGGAGCGGGGAGCGAAUAUGAGUAUGAGGCUGUGCUGAGGGCGGCGAGGGUUCUAAGAAGGAUGGGGCUGUCGCUGCUGGCUCUAGAGUUGGUGUCUCGAUGGGAGUUCAAGACACCUAGGACACCGAUGCCAAGGGGACGAGUGGACACCUUGACCAAUGGCGUGCACGAAGCACAGAUUAAGGCGGAGCCACCGUCGAUGCUUGAAGGUCUCGGUGACAAUUCUACAAACGCUACGAAAGAGCCACCCUCGAUGCUCGACGCCUUCGACGCCCCGAAACCUGCUGCGGCGCCGCCACGGGACGAGAAGGCGGCACGAGAAGCGAAAGCUGCCGAACUGCUGAAGAAGAUGAAGCAGAAGAAAGAGGCGGCUCAGCCUGCGAUCAGUGAGAAGAAACCCGAACCGACGCAGUUCAAGGAGCCCGAUGCGAAUAGCCUGCUGGAUAGCUUUGGAUUCUGA